Molecule: messenger RNA, 5697 nt
Organism: Poecilia reticulata (guppy)
Lineage: Eukaryota; Metazoa; Chordata; Actinopteri; Cyprinodontiformes; Poeciliidae
Source: RefSeq, a predicted model, not a curated record
CUCUCGUCAGGAGUUAAUGUGUGACAGGCCUGUGGAGUUAAUGAGCGAGGAUGUGACAGGUAGAGCUUGUUGUCUGGGAASUCACUUCAAGACCGAGGAGCGAAAACUCUGUGGAUUUUCUCUUGAGCCUCAGUUUGGGCUGAAGUUUCUCAGUGUUUACAUGUAUGGGCGUUACACCCAGGAGCUGGGGGUGUAUGCCAAGGAGGAGGCGGCCCGCCUGCGGGAUGGAGGCGUGCGGGACGGCGGUGGCCUGCGGAGGAACACCAGCGUUCGAAGCCGCACCGSAGACCUGCUGGAGUAUGAGAAAGAUCCCUGUGCAAAGUGCCAGGCCGACCUCUUGAAGCCUCCAUUCCUGGAUCAGCAGCCGCUGAUUUGUGUGCGCUCUCUGUCUGCGGNAGACCUGCUGGAGUAUGAGAAAGAUCCCUGUGCAAAGUGCCAGGAAAGUCACRUCUGCACCUUUGUUUUGUUCGUACUGCUGAAGGAAGAGCCCUUUGAGGGAAGCAAGAAUGAGCUGAGGAACACGGAGAUGCUGUCGGCUGCCUGUGCUGUGGGUGUUGGCUGCUGCUUUGCUGCGCCUAUCGGAGGUGUGCUGUUCAGUAUCGAAGUCACGUCAACGUUUUUUGCAGGGGUUGUUACCAAAUUUUUUUAUUUUUUUUUCUUAUUUUUGCGAGUGCCACAUCUAUGUUGUGGCGAGGGUUUGUUUCUGUYACACUCUGAACUGACGGACGGUUUUCCUGUCUGUCAGCUGACRCAGCACGAGUCUCUGGUUGCUCUGUUCGACAACCGCACCUGGUGUCGCCAGGGUGUGGCCGAGGAGUUUGACUACAUCAGCCACCAUCACGCCUGGAAACACCCCCAGGUCAACGUCUUCAUCACGCUCAUCCUCUUCAUCGUCAUGAAGUUCUGGAUGUCUGCUGUCGCCACCACCAUGCCGGUCCCGUGUGGAGCCUUCAUGCCCGUCUUUCUUAUUGGUGCAGCAUUCGGCAGAUUAGUUGGUGAAAUCAUGGCAACCAUGUUCCCCGAUGGCAUCCACGGAGAUGUGUAUCCUAUAGUUCCCGGUGGUUAUGCUGUUGUUGGGGCUGCAGCGCUCUCUGGUGCGGUCACUCACACUGUUUCCACAGCGGUCAUUGUGUUUGAGCUGACCGGUCAGAUCUCCCAUAUCUUGCCUGUGAUGAUCGCAGUGAUUCUGGCCAACGCCGUGGCACAAGCGCUCCAGCCGUCCCUCUACGACUCCAUCAUUCGCAUCAAGAAGCUCCCGUAUCUACCAGAGCUGGGGAUGGGACAUCACGAGAAGUAUAACAUCCGCGUAGAGGAUAUCAUGGUSCGAGAUGUGCGCUUCAUCACCUUGAAUUCUUCGUACAGAGACCUGCAGGAGAUGCUGCUGACAGGGCAUCUAAAAACCCUCGCCCUGGUUGAAUGUAGAGACUCCAUGAUCCUGCUGGGCUCCAUAGAGCGAUUGCAGCUCCAGUCGCUCCUGUCUCUCCAGCUGAGCCGCCAGCGGAGGCUCGAGUACCUUCGUCAGCUGGCCCAGGACAACGGUGCUCACGAUCCCCUGCCCAGCCUGACCUCCGACAGCACCCCCAGCUCCCCCUGCGCCCACGUUCACCUCAACACUCCCACCAACACCAGUGCUCGCCAAGUUGUCCGCUUCCUGGUGAGCACCCAGCAGAUCUCCACAGAGGAGUCUUCCUCCUUCAGCCCGGUGGCUUCCAACGCUCAGCUUCCUCUGAAAUCAGCCUUGAAAACCGUGUCGGCCAUCAGCGACGCAGAGACGCCAAACAGCUCACAGACCCUCUCCUGUGCGGAUCCGGACAACGAGCUGCUGGAGAGUCCGGCCGGGCCGGCGUCUCCUGACAAAACAAAGCCCAAGCCCAAAGGAGUGAGGAUCUCCAUGGCGGAGUCUUCUGAAGUGGAAGAUUGCAUGACUCCCUCAGAGAUAGCAGAGUGGGAGGAUCAGCAGCUUGAUCAGCUGGUGGAUUUCAAGAACUGCAAGAUUGAUCCCGCCCCCUUCCAGCUGGUGGAGCAAACGUCUCUGCACAAGACUCACACUAUCUUCUCUCUGCUGGGCCUGGGUCACGCCUACGUGACCAGCAUGGGACGGCUAGUUGGAGUGGUUUCUCUCAAAGAGCUGCGUAAGGCCAUCGAGGGCUCGGUCACAGUGACUGGAGUGAAAGUGCGCCCUCCUCUGGCCAGUUUCCGUGACAGUGGGAACAGCACGAGCGUAUCUGAGGUAACAGAACUACACAAGCUGUGCAUGCGUCACAGAGGGCUGUCUUUGCCACGGGAACCUAAGCCUCCGAAUGCGGCGAAAAAGCUGGACCUUUCGUUCAAAGACGUCCCCGUCAGCUUCUCAGACAAGACUGAUUUGCAGUUUGAAAACAGUGAUAACCAGUUGUCAGACCUCGUCCUUCAAGAAAGCCCCUCAUUCACCGAGGACCAAUCAGAGUUUACUUUUGACUGUAGCCCCUCUCACACUGAGGAGUCGGAGCUGGGCUGCGACCACGACCCCGCCGACCCCACGCCGGCGCCGGACGAGGUGGAGCAAGAGCACAGGAGUCCAACUCUAAACACGGACCAAUCAGAACCUGGGGGAGAGGGUAGCACUGUCCACACCAAGGACCAAUCAGAAGGCUAAUCUAAAACUUAUCUAUACUGUCGCCUCAUAAGUGUAUCUGUUUCUGAAAUUUGCAUCAGUCCAGCCUAGACACUUGUGUUUCUAACCCAGUGAUGUGAGCGAAUGUCUGUUGAUAGGGGAGGGUCGGUUUUAUUUCUUUUUUUUUAUUAAUUAUUAUUAUUUCUUUUUUUUGCCAUCAACAGAUCAUUUAUGAAAGACCAAAUAUUUCUGUAUUUUCAAAAGUGUCCGCAUCAAGGUUUGUUUAUYGUCGGAAAACAAGGAUGGUCCCAGACAAAUGUUGCAGAAAGCCUCCUUUCCCCCUCGUGUGCUGCUGAUAAAGUUUGUUAACGACAAACAGGAAAUCAGGAGGUGUGAAGUCAGAAAGCUUAAAGCACAAGGCUCACAAAUCACAGCUGAACAGCGAAACUGAAUUUUGCUGACCAAGUCACAAUGUAGGAAAAAAAAAAGCAACUUGGCCUCAACAGGGAAGAAAACUGUUAUUUGACUAAAAAUAAGUGUGAAGUGUCUAUUUAGGAGUAUUUGCAUUGUUGCAGGGGAGCAAUGCUGAGCUGGUAGAGAAACUCAACAAGGACUAGUUAGUGCCUAGAUUGGCUCCUGAUGUUAAUCAGAGUUCCUUCUGAAGUAGCUGSAUACUUGUGAGAUUAACAAACCCCUGAUCACAAGAAGAUCUUCUACAUCACAGUUGUGGAUAAAACGGGAUACCUGUUUCGUGAUUCGGGUCUAAAGAUUUCAGGUGUGUAAUCUUUUGCUGAAGUAAUUGGCUCGAGUCAUGUGAUUGGUUAAAAUAAGUCCUAUUGAUUGUAAGCAAAGGGGUGUCUGCUGAAGCAUUUGAGUGACUCAUUGGCAAAUGGCAAUAUGUUUAAUAUUACCCCCUAAACUUAUUCUUACUAUUAUUGGUCACAUCACAACUACACACUUCAAUGCAUUUUAUUGGGAUUUCAAGAGGAAAGAGAAAAAAUACUUUUAUUUAUGAAUGAAAUGCUUAAAAUGUGACAUCUGCCCAUUWAGUUUUGCUUUAAUCUGACCAGAGGCCCUUCUUGCCUCCUAGAGUGGCAAUUCAAAACUGCAAGCAUUUGUUUUAUUUUAUUUUUUUCUACUAAUAAUUGGUUUUUCCCUGAGGCGUUUGCAGCAUGGCUGUAUCCUCAGUGUUUAAAAUAAACAAAACACACCUGGACUCUAUUUUCUAACCAGGAGGCAAUUGGUCACACAUGAUUUUAUUUAGAGAAAUGGGUUGAUUAGAACAUACACAUUUUCAUAUUUUUGUAUCUUUUCCCUUUCAGUUCGCAAUUACAUGUUACUCUAUACUGGUGUCUUAAAAUCCCAUUAAAAUCUAUUAAUGUUUGUGGUUGCAACAAACAAAAAGUGUUAACAGUGAGAUCAGAGUGCAUGCGCCUAUUUCAUGAAGACAUAAAUAAAAAAAUGUGUUUGGUUCUUUUAUGGUCUAAAAAUCACGGUAAAUACAACAUCAGGUCAGAAACGGCUCAUAGCGCAUUACAUAUUGUCAGAACUCAGAACCACUGUGUGAAUAAUAUAUCCACCAUUAUUCAGCGAGCACUAAAUUUAACAGCAGUACCGUACAGUAAUUGUCUUUUCUGUGACUUCUUUAUAAUUUGCAGGYGGCAGUUCAKGCUCAGCUUCGAGAGCAUUUUAUUCAGGUUGAGGUCUGAAAUUACUGAGUACUAUUUUACAUUUUACACAGYGUGCUAAGAUUUUGGUGCAGCUUUCUGAUGUAGAUUUUAAAGAAUCGGUGUUCUAUAAGGUGAAACAUUAACUCUGUGAUAGAUAAUAUCAUAUACUUUAACUUAGGGUCUUUAUUUCUGCAUUAUGGUUCUCUGCCCGGGGUGGUAUUGUCUGGGGCGUGUCGUAUGCCUACGGUUCUGGGCUAAACAAGCCCACUCAUCCCUCCUCCAACACUGUGCCUCACAGUAGUGAGGUGUUUGCUGAGCUUGAUUGAUUUGACUGAAAAUGUUUUUUUUUUUUUUUUGCAUUAUAACAAAACAUCAGUGGCCUUAAUAAUGCAUUGUUCCAUAUAGUCUUGUGGUUUGUUUAAAUGUAGGACUCACAAGAGGUUGUCUCAUUGUGAAUUGUUUAAGCAACAUUUAUUUAUUUAUUUUACAAAAUGAAUUUGUUUAUUUGUUUGUGUUGAUAUUCGACACAAGAACACUCGCAACCUGCAACUUCCCCGAACGUCUGCUUUAAUCGGACGGUCCCCUUUGCUAUUUUUCAGGUAAUCUGGGACGUUUGAUAAGAAGCAACAUGCUGUUACUCAUCAUCUGCAUUUACAUAAAGCAGCAAUAUUUUUCCUGGUUUCUCACACAGUGUUUCUGCAUUUAAGCUUUGUAGAUAUUAAUUUAUGACACUAUAAGAUGUUAUGAGCCGCUACAUUUCAGCUGAGGCUAUUCACCRAAUUUUAAGACCUGUURAAGACUAAGCGAUGCUUUAUUACGUCCUCCUAACACAAAAAAAUGAGAUGGUGUCCACACCAUUUUUUAGUAAAUGAUAAUACGUGGUAAAUGUGUGCUAGCRCUAGUAUAGUUACGUCUGUUCCACGAGCACACGAAGCCCCAUUGUCUAAUUUUAGAGUACUUUGUUGUUUAAGUCUUUCAAAUUGGAUUUGUUGACAUUAACAUAUAACAACACCAGCUUUACAGUUUUAUAUYYGUAUGCGUGCGUGUGUAUGUGUUUUAGAUGUCUGCAUGUGUGAGCGACCAAAAACUUUCCAUAAUUAAAUCUGGUCCUACGUUGAAUUCGCCAAAACAAGAUCCUGUUGAGUGGGAGCCAACAAAAAGUGCAUGGAAUCAUUGGCUCCUGUGCGAAUAAUGUGGGCUAAAAACUGAAAAGAGCGAAUAACACUGAAAGCACAGAAUGACAAGGGAAUUACUGACAUAAGCACACGAUGGUAUUGAUCCAAACUACCUAAUGUACGAGCAAURCACAAAUCUAAGAGUCUCUGUCCAUGACUAAUAACAACAUGUGUUAUUGGUUUAUGUGUCAAAUGAAAUGCAAUACGUCCAUGUUAUUAAUAAAGCAAAGGGAAAUUGCAGACUGUAUUAUUUAAGGUA